Molecule: messenger RNA, 2912 nt
Organism: Trichomycterus rosablanca
Lineage: Eukaryota; Metazoa; Chordata; Actinopteri; Siluriformes; Trichomycteridae
Gene: prnprs3
Product: prion protein, related sequence 3
Exons: 2
Coding region: 116-1744 (542 amino acids)
Biological process (GO): protein homooligomerization
Cellular component (GO): membrane
Source: RefSeq, a predicted model, not a curated record
UCCUAGUACAAGUGGAACAGUACGUGCGUCUAGGGUGCUUUGAGCUGGUGUUUGGUGAACAGACGUAAAUCCCUCAAGUCACAACAGAGUCGCGGAUAAUAGCAACCAUACAGAGAUGAAUCGCAUUGCAGUGGUAUUGGUCUGCCUGGCUUUGGUGGAUUCUGCUGUGGCCAGACGAGGAGGUGGAGGUGGCUUUAAAGGUGGUUUAAGCUGGGGUAAAGGCAGCACAGGUAGUAAAGGAACUAACACUGGAAGCAAAGGGGGCAGCAGCAGCAGAGGAUCCUCAUCUGGAGGAACACACUCCAAACCAGCGAAUUACCCUCGGCAGCCUCAGAUACCUAACCAAAAUCCCCCACCAUAUCCUGGCACUGGUGGAGGCUCUUCCCCAGGAAGAGGAGGAGUUGGAGGGUAUCCAAAUCAAGGAGGAUAUCCCAAUCAAGGAGGGUAUCCAGGUGCAGGAUCUUUUCCAGGUGCUGGGGCUCGCCCAGGUGCAGGAUCCUAUCCAGGUGGAGGAUCCUAUCCAGGUGGAGGAUCAUAUCCAGGUGCCGGAGCUCGUCCAGGUGCUGGUUCAUAUCCAGGUGCGGGUUCAUAUCCCAACAGCUAUCCAGGACGGGGUGGAAACCCUUAUCCACAAGGAGGCUCUUACCCUGGAUACCCAGUUCGAGGAGGAUCUUAUCCUGGUUCCAAUCCCAACCCUUAUGGUGGUGUAGGAGGUGCAGGAGGAUACCCUGGUGGAGCACAGUACCCCUACUGGAACCCCAACAAUAAAAUUAUCAGCCCACGUUAUGGUGGCAGCUAUGGAUAUGGUGGAUCGUAUGGUGCUGGAGGCUCUCCUUUUGCCCAGUCUGUGCAUACAAUGGGCAUGAGGCCCUCUCUCCAAUCCAAGGGGUUUGGUAAACAGGCAGUGCUAGCUGCUGGAGUUGGUGCUGUUGCUGGAAUGGCGUUAGGUUAUGGCCUUGGCAGUUUCCCACGUCCACACUUUAUGUUUCACAGCCCACAAGAAGAAUAUUAUUAUAACCACUACAUGUACAGGCGCUACGGCACCAGACCUGACAGUAACACAAACCCAGCUUCUCCAGAUAAUAGGCCAGGUGAUUCUGGAUCUAAUACAGGUGGAGUAAAUGCUCAUGAUAUCUUUAAAAAUCCUCCACCGCAGUCAUACGACCACUUUAUGAACAGCUGUAUGAAAAGAACUGAUUUGUUGCGGCAGGAGCAGGGCAGAACUACAAGAGCUGCUGAAGACCCGAUGGACACAGUGAACAGUGAUUCAGUUUUUAGUAGAGAUGAGCCAAGUAUUCCACAAGAGGAUAAACCAGCUGGAGUGGAAGAGGCUCAGGUCUUAGACGGCACUGCUGAAGGUGAGAACUACGGAGAAGGUUUUGAGGCAAACGACACAACCGGUAGCCCCUCACUAUUUGCUGCAAAGCUUACUGGUGCUAUAGUUCCAUCACCUCAGCCUCAGGAGAAGAAUGACGAGACGAAUGAAGAGGAUGAUGAUACCGUGAGCAUAAUGGAAAUCGGAUAUCCUGCACUGAUAGAGCAACUAAAAGCACGCCGCUGCAUUGAACUUUACAUGGUUUAUGCAGAGCGUAACGCUGAGCCGCAGGUCCAAGGGCGUAGUAGCACUGUUGGAGAGUCUAAUGCAAGAGGAGGAGGAGAGCGGCCCCUGCCUUUUAGCCACGUGAUUUUACUAGGGCUAAGCAGCACUAUCUCUCUGCUUUUAAGCUCCCUACUGUUACACUGAUCCUACAAAGCUUUUUCAAAACCCCUCUACAGCACCCUCUGUCGUAAAAUGUAAGGCAAUGUAAUGAGAAAAAUGUAACUUCAGAAGUUACUUUAACCUCCCUAAGCAGCUCAAAUUGAUUAUUCCUUUCAGGGUUGCCACAGCGGUUUUUUAAUCUAUAUAUUUGAUUUGGCACAGUUUUAGUUUUACAUUCCUAUCUUACUAAAGACUGAUCUAAUGAGAAAACAAAGAGUUCUUAUUACAGUUGUGUAAUCAGUCCUAACUUAAAUCUCUAUAAAAGCUGUAGCCUUAGAUUAAAAAUGUUCUAGAUUUUUCUCCACCAAACACUUAUCUGUGGGAAACGCUGAACUGUGAGGGAGCUAUGAAAGCUAGGAAAACAGUUCAAACAUAAAGAAAGCAUGGCGACCUAUCAUUACUAUCAUUAUGAAUGUUCCGAUUCGUUCUUUUCAUCAACGGCAUCUGAUUUGUCUAGCAAUUAACAUCAGCUGCAGACACACAGAAAGAUGGAGAGAAAAGAAAGUUAGAGUGCUCUAUGAAUGUACACUAAGUUCACAGCACUGUCAUUCAGGUUUUUAUACAAAUUUUGGACGCACAUAUUCGUUUUGACAUUAUCUAAGGUGUGCUUACAAAUGUUUUUGCUUGCCUAUUUUAUGUAGGCAUUGAGGUAAGACUGGACUAACAUAACCAUUAUUUAUCAAAUUUAAGAAGGCUUCUAAAUGUUAUUUAAAUACACAGGUAUAUUUUUCUUUUUUCUUAAAGCUGCAUGUUGCAUUUUUUAAGACAGGCAAUAGGAAUUAACUAUCUGUUUGAAUAAGUGACCUGCAAGUUGAGCUCAACUGUUAAUAUAUUUUCUGUGGUUUUAGGAAAAGCAAAGUUUUUUUUUAGCAUGACCUUAUGGGUUAGGAGGCCCUGGUCUGAACUACUGUACCACAUUUUGGUAAAUGGGUUACUAUGAUGCAAGCAUAGGCUGAUUGCCUACUUUUUUGAUUGUAGAAAACACUGUACUAUUUAACAAUGUGUUGUAGCGUGUUAAUAUAGCUGAAUUGAGGACUACACUGAUGAACGUUAAUGGUCUUUGUAUUUAUUAUUUUAUUGUAAUUGAACUUAUUGUUAUAGUCACUAUUCAUUUGUUCAUGCUUAGUUCCAAAUUAAACACAGUGUAAAUGUU